Molecule: messenger RNA, 2679 nt
Organism: Cercocebus atys (sooty mangabey)
Lineage: Eukaryota; Metazoa; Chordata; Mammalia; Primates; Cercopithecidae
Gene: CCDC33
Product: coiled-coil domain containing 33
Exons: 19
Coding region: 321-2588 (755 amino acids)
Cellular component (GO): peroxisome
Source: RefSeq, a predicted model, not a curated record
AAUCGCCUCGUUGCUGACCCUGUCCAACUGGCCAUGGCCUGCAACCCCCUAGGCCCCUCCACCCAUAGACCAUCUCGCUGCUGAGAGAUCGAGGACCUGCCCCCACCUGGCCACCCUCCCCCUUCCCCAACAUCCAGACCCCAGGGCUGGUGUGUGGCACCCCUGAGACCACAUUGACCUCCAUACUGUCUACUAACCAUAAGGACUCCAAGACGCCCAGGCCAGCUGUCUGGGCAGGACUGAUGCCUGAUCACCCACUUAUACCAAGUACUCGUCCCCAAGAUUGUUAAACAAGGCCAGACACUCCUGGCCUCAAGAGGAUGGGACUGAAAAACAAAAAGAACACUGAAGACACAGAGGAGCCCCUGGUCGCCUUCCAGAGCACGGAACCUAAGAUGGGUCACCUGUCUCCCUCUAACAAGGAGACCAUCACGGUCACCCUCCAUGGAGCCACCAACCUGCCUGCCUGCAAGGAUGGUUCCGAGCCAUGGCCCUAUGUGGUGGUGAAAAGCACAUCUGAGGAAAAGAACAACCAGAGCUCCAAGGCAGUCACAUCUGUGACCUCAGAGCCCACCAGAGCCCCUAUCUGGGGGGACACGGUGAACGUGGAGAUCCAAGCUGAGGAUGCAGGGCAAGAAGAUGUGAUCCUCAAGGUGGUGGACAACAGAAAGAAACAGGAGUUGUUGUCCUACAAAAUCCCCAUCAAGUACCUGCGUGUCCUCCACCCCUACCACUUUGAGCUGGUGAAGCCCACCCAGUCUGGGAAAGCUGAUGAAGCCACUGCCAAGACCCAGUUGUAUGCCACAGUCGUUCGGAAGAGCAGCUUCAUCCCCCGCGACAUCGGCUGCAACCACACAGCUCUGGAGAUCUUUCUCCGGGGAGUCAACGAGCCCCUGGCCAACAACCCCAACCCCAUGGUGGUGAUUGCCCGGGUGGUUCCCAACUACAAGGAAUUUAAGGUCAGCCAGGCCAACAGGGACCUGGCCUCUGUGGGGCUGCCCAUUACCCCACUCUCCUUCCCUAUCCCAUCUGUGAUGAACUUUGACGAGCCUCGCAUCAGCCAGAACGGAUGCCCUCAGCUGUCCAAGCCUGGGGGACCCCCAGAGCAGCCCCUAUGGAAUCAGUCCUUCCUCUUCCAAGGCCGAGAUGGAGCUACCAACUUCUCAGAAGACACAGCCCUGGUGCUGGAGUACUACUCCUCAGCUUCAAUGAAAGGCAGCCAGCCGUGGACCCUCGACCAGCCCCUGGGCAUCUCUGUGUUGCCGCUAAAGAGCCGUUUGUACCAGAAGAUGCUGACAGGGAAAGGCUUGGAUGGGCUUCACGUGGAGCGGCUCCCCAUCAUGGACACCAGCCUGAAAACUAUCAAUGGUGAGGCCCCCACAGUGGAUCUCUCCUUCCAGCUGCUUUCCUCCGAGAGACCAGAAAACUUCUUGACACCAAACAACAGCAAGGCUCUUCCUACCUUGGACCCCAAGAUCCUAGAUGAGAAGCUGGGAACCAUCCAAGAGUCCUGGUCCAAGGACACAGUGAGCUCCACAAUGGACUUGAGCACGUCCAUGCCACGGGAAGUAGAGGAGGAGCCUCUGGUGCCUGAGACGUCCCGCGACACAGAGAUGAACAAUUACCGGCGGGCCAUGCAGAAGAUGGCAGAGGACAUCCUGUCUCUGCAGAGACAGGCCAGCAUCCUGGAAGGAGAGAACCGCAUACUGAGGAGUCGUCUGGCCCAGCAGGAGGAGGAAGAGGAGCAGGGCAAAGCCAGUGAGGCCCAGAACGUGGUGUCCAUGAAGCAGAAACUGCUGCUGAGUGAGCUGGAUAUGAAGAAACUGAGGGACAGGGUGCAGCAUUUGCAGAAUGAGCUGAUUCGAAAGAAUGAUCGAGAGAAGGAGCUGCUCCUUCUGUAUCAGGCCCAGCAGCCACAGGCUGCUCUGCUGAAGCAGUACCAGAGCAAACUGCAGAAGAUGAAGGCGCUGGAGGAGACCGUGCGGCACCAGGAGAAGGUGAUCGAGAAGAUGGAGCGGGUGCUGGAGGACAGGCUACAGGACAGGAGCAAGCCCCCUCCUCCGAACAGGCAGCAGGGAAAGCCCUACACGGGCUUCCCUGUGUUCUCAGCCUCUGGCCUUCCCUUGGGUUCUACGGGAGAGAACCUGCCAGUUGAACUUUACUCGGUGCUGCUGGCAGAAAAUGUGAAGCUGCGGGUGGAGCUGGAUAAGAACCGCCACCAACCAGCCCCCAUCAUUCUGCAGCAACAGGCCCUGCCGGAUCUCCUCUCUGGUACUUCAGACAAGUUCAACCUCCUGGCCAAGCUGGAACGCGCUCAGAGCCGGAUCCUGUCCCUGGAAAGCCAGUUAGAGGACUCAGCUCGACGCUGGGGACGAGAGAAGCAGGAUCUGGCCACGCGGCUGCAGGAGCAAGAAAAAGGUUUCAGGCACCCCUCGAACUCCAUCAUCGUAGAACAGCCCAGUGCCCUCACCCACUCCACGGACCUCAAGCAGCCCUCAAAUCUGGAGCCCCCGCUGCCCAGCUCAGACACUAAGCUCAACAAGCCCUCGAACCCCCAGAAGGAGACCGCUAACUCUCAGCAGACCUGAGCCCCAGCGCAGGCCUCCUUCCCUGUGUGCUGGGAAGGAGUCUCAUCCCCGCCGCCUGAAAACGACUUUAUUAAAUGUUGUAGCUCUGUGA